UAGUUUACUGGUCACAUCGAAAUUGUAACGCCUGCGCAAUGUUUGUAUUUAUUUGUUCAUGACUCAGCUCAAGGUUUAGCCAAGGCCAUCUAUAGAGGUUUAGCUUUGCGUUGGUGUUUGUUGCUGUCUUGCUUAUUUUAGGGGUUUCAGCCUACCCAUCAGCAAUGAAUAGACUGUUUGGAAGCUCCAAGCCCAAGCAGCCUCCACCAAAUCUUAACGACUGCAUUGGAAAUGUGGACAGCAGAGCGGACUCGGUGGAGAAGAAGGUGGCGCGGCUGGACGCCGAGCUGCGCAAGUACAAGGAGCAGAUGAAGAAGAUGAGGGACGGCCCCGGCAAGAACGCCGUCAAACAGAAGGCCAUGCGGGUGCUCAAACAAAAGAAAAUGUACGAGUCCCAGCUGGACAACCUGCGCCAGCAGUCGUUCAACAUGGAGCAGGCCAACUACGCCACCCAGUCGCUCAAGGACACCCAGGCCACCGUGGUGGCCAUGAAGGCCGGCGUCAAACAGAUGAAGAAGGAGUUCAAGAACAUCAACAUUGACGACAUCGAGGACAUUCAGGACGACAUGGCCGACAUGCUGGAGCAGUCUGAGGAGGUGCAGGAGGCGCUCGGACGCAGCUACGGCACCCCCGAGCUGGACGACGACGAACUGGAGGCCGAGCUGGACGCGCUGGGCGACGACCUGGCGCUGGACGACGACCUCAGCUACCUGGACGAGGCCAGCAAGGCGCCCGAGAUUCCCGGCACCGAGCCGGGCGCCGCCUCCGUCAGCCAGGACGGCGUCGUGCUGGACGAGUUCGGACUGCCCAAGAUCCCCGAACGUGCGCAGUGAUUGGCCGGUGCCGGGCGGACCAGAGCCGCGAUUGGUGGACGCAGACUGAGGUCAGGCCGUGAUUGUUGGACACAGAUUGAGGUCAGGCCGUGAUUGGGGGUUCACCGGUUCAGUGUGUGGGAAAGGUGUGAUUGGUGGAGUCAAGUCGUGGUCGGGCCGUGAUUGGUGGAGACGGACAGUGCUCGGGAUGUGAUUGGUGCGCCUUGACCGUGGAGGAUGAAAGUGCUUGUUAGGCCUAGUGUGUGAGAACCGCAUUAGUUGGUGUAAUACCUGACGCAGUCGAUAUAAUUGAUAGCAUAUUAUGGUCAGUCUGGGUAAGACUAUUUCAGACACAGAAAAUUAUAUUAGUUUUAUCUCUUAGGGUGCUUCAGAUAGUCUACAGACAGCCUGCAUUCACGCUCUUUCACUUGACUGCCCUUUCAUUGGGGAUUCACUUAUUGUCGCAGAGUGUGGAUCACCACCACUUGGAUAUUGUCACGGGAUAUUGUCACAGUCAUGUGUGUUUAGAUGUCCUUCUGUUCACUGAAGCACUGUCAAAGGCGUGUUCAGCGUGCCUCUUUAGAAUUGAUUAUUGAAAUGUAAUCGAGGGGGGAGCAGGGCUCUGAAUGCAAUUCGAGCGUCCUUCGUCCGCGCGUUAUGUUCCGCCGUUAUAUGCUCGGGAAGGGGGGGGGGGGUAACUUAGGGUGUGCUGUGACCGCCCGUCACAUUGCCUUUAUCGCCACUACACUGUGACUGACGGAUAGUUCACACGCGGUCCAGUGGCUGUCCGUGAGCUGAGCGAGUCUCGCUUUCUCUGUGUGAUCGGUAUCGCGACGGUAUCUUUUCAGCUCGCCGUUUCUUCAGUGUAUGUAUAAAGCUAACACUCGUCUUUAAUAGUAAGAAGGCUGGUUGCUUUACCAUUUGCUACUUGUUUCCACAAUACUCUAAACUUAAACUGCAUUAUUUUACGACUUUUUUAGUGUCAAAAAGUUGAGCUUUUCCUGUGAAAUAGUCGAAAUAUAGUUUGGAGUCUA
Amphibalanus amphitrite is the source of this 1846-nucleotide messenger RNA. It is a transcript of the gene Vps60, whose product is annotated as charged multivesicular body protein 5-like. Gene Ontology annotation, biological process: late endosome to vacuole transport via multivesicular body sorting pathway; vesicle budding from membrane. Gene Ontology annotation, cellular component: multivesicular body. Bases 165 to 833 code for a protein of 222 amino acids. The transcript has 6 exons. NCBI's taxonomy places the organism in Eukaryota, Metazoa, Arthropoda, Thecostraca, Balanomorpha, Balanidae. The record is from RefSeq and is a predicted model, not a curated record.